This is a messenger RNA of Triplophysa rosa, 1478 nucleotides long. It is a transcript of the gene impa1, whose product is annotated as inositol monophosphatase 1. Lineage: Eukaryota; Metazoa; Chordata; Actinopteri; Cypriniformes; Nemacheilidae. The coding region runs from base 515 to 1462 and encodes 315 amino acids. The record is from RefSeq and is a predicted model, not a curated record. The transcript is spliced from 10 exons. Gene Ontology annotation, biological process: signal transduction; phosphatidylinositol phosphate biosynthetic process; inositol metabolic process. Gene Ontology annotation, molecular function: inositol monophosphate 1-phosphatase activity.
GGGAAACAAAACAAAGCGGUCCGAUCGAAUUAGAAAGCUUCCUUGUUCAUCAAGACCGACUAAACGCUGCUUUUUUAAAAGUAUGCGAGGUUCAUAGUAUAGAUUCUUUGAAAGACGUCCAAGAGUUUUGUUUGAGGUACUUAGUGGAGUCUAAAAGAGAUGUUUUAACUUGUUUGCCGACUGGAUAUGGGAAAAGUCUUCUCUUUCAAGCCUGGCCGACCGUCUCCCAGAAUUUGGAGGGGUACUAUUGAGAUCCAAUUUUGCUUGUUGUUUGCCCUCUCACAUCUAUUAUGGAAUAUCAAGUAAAAUACCUCAACGAGAAGGGGAUAUCCGCCGCAUAUGCGGGCCAAGAUGAAAGAACAGACGCUGACAUAGCAGUUGGACGGUUUAGUCUUGUGUUUGGUUCUCCAGAACUGCUUGUUGGAGUUAAAAAGUGGAGAGAUAUGCUCCAAACAAAUGUAUACCGGGAACGUCUUAUUGGCAUGGCUGUCGACGAAGUGCACACCGUUGUACAAUGAACCCGGAAACAACGCAGAGAAACAGGCUGACACUGACAGCUUGUUCGCAUUUCACCGCUCAUUUAUCUGAAAGUGGGUCCCUACAUAAAAGCAAGAUGCCUGGCCUUUGGCAAGAUGCCAUGGACCACGCCGUGACCUUGGCCAGGAAAGCAGGAGAGAUUGUGAGGGAUGCUUUGCAGAAUGACCUUAAGAUCAUGUGUAAAAGCUCGUCUGUUGAUCUGGUGACUAAAACAGACCAGAAUGUGGAGCAGCUGAUUAUUACAUCAGUGAAGGAGAAGUUUCCUGAACAUAGUUUCAUUGGGGAAGAGUCAGUGGCUGCUGGAGAGCCUUGUGUUUUAACUGACAACCCCACAUGGAUUAUUGACCCUGUGGAUGGAACCACAAAUUUUGUGCAUGGAUAUCCGUUUGUUGCUAUAUCCAUUGGCUUCGCUGUCAACAAAACGUUGGAGUUUGGUGUGGUGUACAGCUGCAUAGAAGACAAAAUGUACACUGCUCGAAAAGGAAAGGGGGCAUUUUGUAACGGACAGCCCCUACAUGUGUCAGACCAGAAAGAGAUCAACCAGUCAAUCAUCGCUACAGAGUUUGGCUCUAACCGAGAUCCUGAAGUAGUUGCCAAGAUUUUUUCCAGCAUGAGGAAGAUCUUGUGUCUGCCAGUCCACGGGAUACGUGGUGUAGGAUCUGCUGCUAUCAACAUGUGUCUGGUGGCCUCUGGUUGUGUGGAGGCUUAUUAUGAGAUUGGCAUCCACUGUUGGGACAUGGCAGCUGGUGCCGUCAUAGUUUCUGAGGCAGGAGGAGUUCUUAAGGAUGUUGAAGGUGGACCACUGGACCUGAUGUCUAGAAGAGUUGUUGCAGCCAAUAAUGAAAUAAUUGCUGAGAGAGUCAUUAAAGAGAUUGAAGCAUUUCCUGCUGUUAGGGAUGACGUACCUGUAAACCCUACAAAAUAAACCUUGUCUUUAUUCA